UUGAAUUUUUGGCAAAAAAUGUGCGGCCUAUACAUGCGUAAAUACGGUAAAUGCCAGCAAGUACUGCUACGGAUUAACACCAUGAAAACGUGUGGAAGAAUGGAGGUAUAGCUCCAUCAUUUUUAACCUCGGUGGAAGAUUAAGGGAAAUGGUGAGCUUCGGGCCUUUGACACUUUGCCUUCGGGGUUUACAAUCGAUAGAAGAUUGGGUGGGCUCCAGAGACGCUAGAGACCGCCUAGAUCGCCUAGAUGGCCUAGAUGCUCUAGGUUUGAGGAAAACUCAUGUGCCCGUGACGAGCUGACGAUAGUCAAUCCUCGAUUUCUCGGGCGUCUGGAGGGUCUGGAAGAUAGCCCAGUCGCUACACCAACUGAGUACAUACAAUGGCACAUGAUCAUGUGGUUUUUACCGAAGAAUCGGCUGCUACUACUUUCACAUCUCAAGAAAUGGAGAGAUUUCAUAGAACCUCCAGAAAGCGUUCCCAUAAUAUAAACGAUAGGUCAGGUAGAGGGACAAACUCAUGUGGGUGUGUAUCUACGAUUUCCUGCCAGCCUCUACCAGCGACAGAUGGAUCUGGAGUCAUUGACAUACGGAUUGUGACAACGCCACCAGCUGGUGUGACAUGUACACACCCUCUUGUCUACUGCUGCUAUACCAGCCAGCCACAUACAUACGUGUGUGGCACUAGAACUCCAAUGCGCCUGGCAAAUGUAAAAUUGAAGACAGGACAGGCACCGUUUGCUGCGUUCCCAUGGUCAGCAAUCAUUUUGGGACCUGAAAAUAACUACAUUGGAGGUGGAAUACUUGUGGGUUCUUACCAUGUCCUCACUGCUGCACACAAAAUAGCAUCAUAUGUGAACUGUCCAGGUGUGAAGGUACGUCUUGGAGACUGGGACAUUACACGGAACAUAGAACCGUACAGUUACCAAGAUUAUAUAAUUUCUAAUGUAUAUAUACAUCCACAUUUCAAUUCUGCGAAUCUUCAAAAUGACAUUGCUGUCAUUAAGCUGUACCAACAAAUACCACUAGGGGUUUAUCCCAAUAUAAACCCAGCAUGUCUGUCACGACAAAAUGCUGCCUUCACAGGGCAGAGGUGCAUUGUAGCUGGAUGGGGUACAGAUGCAUUUGGACCUAGUGGUCAGUAUCAGAGUAUUGAAAAGGAGGCAACUGUUCCUGUGCUUGGAUGGUCUGACUGUCAAGCUAAGCUACAAGCCACCCGCCUUGGUUCACAGUUCCAGUUCAAUCCUAACAGUUUCAUUUGUGCAGGUGGAGAGGAAGGCUAUGAUGCUUGCACGGGUGAUGGAGGGUCAGCACUGGUGUGUGAAGUGAAUGGACAGCACUAUGUAGCAGGCAUUGUUGCUUGGGGUAUUGGAUGUGCUGAUAAAGGUGUUCCUGGAGUGUAUGUCAAUGUACCCAGCUACAUUGACUGGAUCAACCAGAAGAUAUCACAAACCUGAAACAGUCAUAAAUGACUCAAACUACAAAGAAUUCUUCCUUCAAUCCUGUAUCUUUGAUGUUCACAUACUCAGGCACUGUACAGUUAGAUAUCAUUAAAAAGUAAU
Messenger RNA from Cryptotermes secundus, 1559 nucleotides. Its product is annotated as phenoloxidase-activating factor 2. Gene Ontology annotation, biological process: proteolysis. The transcript is spliced from 8 exons. Gene Ontology annotation, molecular function: serine-type endopeptidase activity. The record is from RefSeq and is a predicted model, not a curated record. Lineage: Eukaryota; Metazoa; Arthropoda; Insecta; Blattodea; Kalotermitidae. The coding region runs from base 381 to 1454 and encodes 357 amino acids.